Molecule: messenger RNA, 2385 nt
Organism: Apodemus sylvaticus (European woodmouse)
Lineage: Eukaryota; Metazoa; Chordata; Mammalia; Rodentia; Muridae
Product: protein PPP4R3C-like
Exons: 1
Coding region: 1-2385 (794 amino acids)
Biological process (GO): protein dephosphorylation; DNA damage response
Cellular component (GO): nucleoplasm; protein phosphatase 4 complex
Molecular function (GO): protein phosphatase activator activity
Source: RefSeq, a predicted model, not a curated record
AUGUGGUCUAGGCAACCAAGGCCAGAGAUCAAUAUGGACCACAAAAUUUAUAGAGUUAAAGUCUAUGUCAUGGUCAAAGACAAGCAGUGGAAAGACAUAGGUGCAAGACAUAUUUCAUCCAAAUACAUUGAAAGGCUCCACGGUGUGUGCCUGCUUGUUCACUCAGAACCAAAUGGUUCACCAAUUAUGGAGUGUAAGAUACAUCCUAAUGUGCCCUAUAAGAAACAACAAGGGGAUGUAAUCAUCUGGUCUGAAGCUAAGAACCAUGGCAUGGCAAUACAUUUCCAGGAUCCAAAUGGUUGUCAAGAGAUAUGGAAAGACAUCUGCAAAGUUCAAGGUAUAGACCCAAGUAUAGAAAUCACGCAGAAACUUACUGAUGACCUGGAAAGUUUUGAAGAUCUGCCGCCAAUCAGGAAUCUGAUUGAUAUGUCAAAGUGUGAACUCCGUACCCUUGAAAAGCUAGCAAAUGUAUUUCCUUGCAUCGAUAAAAUGCCAAGCCGGAAACAAAGGCUGGUGCUGGCCUUAGAAAAUGAACGUUACAUUAAAAAAUUGCAACAGCUGUUCCAUACUUGUGAAAAACUGAAGAACAUGGAAGGCUUACACUAUUUGAAUAGCAUCAUGAAAGGAAUCCUGUUUCUAAAUGAUACUCAUGUGUUUAAGAUCAUGUUUUCUGAUGAAUUCAUCAUGGAUGUGAUAGGAUGCCUUGAAUAUGGCCCUGGUUUAGAUCAGCCAAAGAAGUAUAGGGAAUUCUUGACUCAAAAAGCCAAAUUCAAGGAAGUUAUGCCAAUAACACAUUCUCAACUUAGGCAAAAAAUACACCAGACCUACAGAAUGCAAUAUGUUCAUGAUAUUAUGUUGCCUUCCCUAUCCAUAUUUGAAGCAAAUCAUCUUUCUGAACUUACCACCAUGAUUGUUUUCAAUAAAAUUGAAAUAGUUACAAUGCUUCAGAAUGAUAAAAAAUUUUUGCUUCAAGUUUUUGCUCAGCUACAAGAUAACGCUGUAGGUGAUGAGAGACGCCAUGAAUUAUUAUUAUUCUUUAAGGAAUUUUGUGCAUUUAUUAAGACAUUAAAGUCUCGUAAGAAAAAUGCAUUACUGAAAUCACUGAUGAAGCUUGGAAUCAUGAAUGCUCUGAAAGUUGUAGUAUACAUACAUGAUUACCAAAUACAAGUAGCUGCUCUAGAAAUAUUUGCUUAUCUAGUAAAAUAUAGUCCACGCCUAGUCAGAGCUUAUGCAAUGGAAGAAGCUCAGAACAGUGAAGAUAAUAAUGAUCUUAUCAUUAAUGUAAUGAUUGAUCAAAUGAUCUGUGAUUCUGAUCCUGAAUCACGAGGCAUCAUUUUGACAACAGUUUUGCAUGCUCUUCUUGAUCCAGAAAAUAUGCGUGUCACAGCUAAGGUAUGUGAAAGAAGGAAAUUUCUGAAUUUCUUCUAUACACGCUGCAUGAGUAACCUCACAGCACCAAUUUUAUCUACCACAGUAGAAAAUGACAGUGAUGAUAAGACUAACGUCUGUCUUGAUGAUUAUCAAAAUGCACAAUUGCUUGAAGCAGUUUUAGAAAUACUCACAUUUUGUGUACAAUGCCACUCAACAUACAUAAAAAGUUUUAUUUUGAGUAACAAUUUGCUCAGUAGAAUCUUGGUGCUGACAAAAUCAAAGCACACUUUUCUAAUUUUGAGUGCCAUUCGGUUUAUGAGAAAAAUGAUUGGCCUUAAAGACGAAAUAUACAAUCUUUAUAUCAUUAAGAAAAAUCUUUUUGAACCAGUUGUAAAUGUUUUUGUACUUAAUGGAACUCGGUACAAUAUGUUAAAUUCAGCUAUUAUUGAGCUAUUUGAAUUUAUAAGAGAAGAAAAUAUCAAAUCUCUUAUUGCAAAUAUUGUGGAAAAUUUUUUUACGGCUUUUGAGUCAAUUGAGUAUGUCCAGACCUUUAAAGGGUUGAAAACUAAAUAUGAAGAAGAAAAGAAAAGAGAAAGUCAAAUAAGAAGGAAUUUACACAAAAUAAACUACCCAAAAAUACAUUGCCGAAGUAUCAAAGUUAUGAAGGUAAAAGUAAAGGCAGACAUAUGUUGUAGAGAAAUCACAAAAGGUGAUAUUCUUCCAAUGGAAAAUCACUUCACAAAUCAUUAUGACAUAUUUAUGGAAAUUAAACAAUCAAAUGAAAGUGAAAAUAAAAUAGAACAACCAAAAAGAAAAUUAUCUGAAGUAUUUGAAUGUUCUCCAUCUCAUGGGGAUGCUUCUGCUAAUAGAAUGAGUAGGCCACACCAAAGCAGUCUGAUUCCUUUAGUGGAUUACCCAUAUGAUACUGACGGUGAUGAUGAUGAUGAUGAUAUUUAUAGUAAUGAUGAAGAUGAAGAUGAGGAACCCCCCAAGAAAAGACCUUAUCUUAAUUAA